AUGCGGCUACAAGCCCAGGAACACCAUCGUGGGGGGCUUGGCACAGCUGCAGGAGUGAGCAACGCCGAGGUGCGGCAGCCGGGAAAGUCCCCCCCCUUCAGCGUGAACUGGGUCGUGGGCAGCGCGGACCUGGAGAUUAUUAAUGCGACCACGGGGAGGAGGAGCUGUGGGGGCUCGUCGCGGCUCUGCAAGCACGUGUUCUCUGCCCGGUGGGCACGGCUGUAUGGUAGGCUGAGCACGCGGAUACCAAGCCACGGGGACACGCCCUCCAUGUACUGUGAGGCCAAGUGGGGGGCGCACGCCUACCAGUCUGUGAAACAGCAGCUGUUUAGGGCUUUUCAGAAAGCCGGUCUGGGCACCUGGGUGCGGAAGCCGCCAGAGCAAGAUCAGUUUCUACUGACUCUCUAAGUCACUGGACCCCUUUGCUACAUGACCAGAGAGGAACAUCUGGAGCAGACGCGUGUCUGCGGGGCCACAUUGUGUGUCGCUCAGCUCUCUGCAUUCCGCUUUCCUUUGGUGUCCCUGGAACACUCGCGUGUUCACUGUUUGGGUGAACACCUAGACUUGAACUGGGAACAUGCUGUUCCUCCCCGGGUUGCUUGUCCCAAACCCUGUCCACCACACCUAGAGGUGCAAGUCCUGUUGCGGUGGCUCCGUCUCUUCCUGGUAGUGUCAAAGGAAAAG
Messenger RNA from Galeopterus variegatus (Sunda flying lemur), 684 nucleotides. RefSeq names its product double-stranded RNA-specific editase B2-like. Gene Ontology annotation, molecular function: double-stranded RNA binding; double-stranded RNA adenosine deaminase activity; tRNA-specific adenosine deaminase activity. Bases 1 to 408 code for a protein of 135 amino acids. NCBI's taxonomy places the organism in Eukaryota, Metazoa, Chordata, Mammalia, Dermoptera, Cynocephalidae. Gene Ontology annotation, biological process: RNA processing; adenosine to inosine editing. The record is from RefSeq and is a predicted model, not a curated record. Gene Ontology annotation, cellular component: nucleolus; cytoplasm. The transcript has 4 exons.